AUGGUAUCUGAAAAACCCAUCAUUAUCCCAGAACUUCUUAAGGAGCUUGUUUACAAGGAAAUUGAAAACAGUAACAUUUUCAAAGGAAAGACUUCAGAACGCAGUAAACUUGCUCAAAAAUGCUAUUUGACUUCUUUGAAACUUAUUAAGUCUCAUAUUGUUUCUGGGGUGAAAGAGUCCAACUUUGAGAAUCCUCUAGAAGAUGCUCAUGAGUUACUUUUAAGCAAAGGAAGAUCUACUCAAAUACACAAACUUAACAGACUCUACGAAAAACUUUCAAAUCUGUGUCUUGCGAUCCCAGAACUCAAUUAUUUAUCAAAAAAUCAAAACUCUAACUCUUUGUCUAGAAACCAAAAUACUAAUUUUCAAGAUAAAAUCCUAAGACUCUUACUUCCAUUGUUCGAUACCGGAUCACGAGACAAGUAUGAUCAGGAGAAUCUUGGUAACUCUAUUCAUAAUUUAAAUCCAACAAAAGAUUUGCAACAAUCAGUUAGUCCUGUUUUAAGCAGAUUUAGAGAACCUAAUACACCAUUAGCCUCAGGUUCAUCCUCAUCAUUGGGUAAUGAUGAAUUUGCAAUUCAAACAAGAAAUAGUUCCAAUGAUCAUGCUCUCACUUCCGUCUAUAACGAAGUUAUUAGUAGUAAUAGUAAUGGUAACAGUAUUAACAAUAGCUUGGAAGUAUACAAGGAAGAGUUCGGUAUGAUUGAAAGCAAUGAUAGCUACUCUGUUCCUCUAUUUGUUUUGGAAAAAUGCCUGCUUUCACCCACACAAGAACUUGCUCUAGUGCACGAUAUCCUUUAUGCUCUACAGGGAUUCGAGGCUCAGUUUGUUAAAUAUGACAUCUCCACAGACUCCUAUAUCCUAAAUCCUUCAGUAUACUCUCUGGAAACCACUAGAGAAAUUGUAACUGAAAUCUGCCACUUUGGAACAAUAUAUAAAAGAAUGACUAAAAUCAUAAACUACUACAAACAAGAGCUGGAAAAUUCUUACCUUAAAGAAAGAUCCAUGUUAACAAAAACAUUAAUCGAAUUCACUCAAGAUCUACUUUCUGAAUACUCCCAGUUCAUUGUUAGUCAGCAAAAUGAAGUGCAAGAUUCCAUGAUUGCACUCUCUAAACUAGACCCCGGGGUAAACCCAAAUCUAGAACUCCUCAGGUCCAAUAAGCCAAUGCUCACUUUAAGAAAGUUACUAAACAGAGUCAAUGACCAAUACUACAAAAAAGAAAGAAUUUUCGCCAUUUUAGAAGGUUUAUUUGGACAAACUAGCUCUUCUAUUAUUUCAUGUUUAAAUAUUCAUCGAAAUAAUGGAAACCAAUAUCAAGAAAAAGUUUUUGAAAACUUAUUUCAUAAGUGUACAUCAGUUUGGCUUCAAGAUCUAAAUAUGAUCUUGAGACACGGUACCACAAGAAGAUACCCAUAUGAUCUUGAAUCCAAUCAAAGAUCAAAAACGGUGAUAGAUUUUGAGAGUAAGUUAGGUGAAUUUUUCAUCAAAGGAAACCUUCAGGAAGGGAUUAAAAUAGAUGAGAGUCGAGUACCAAAUUUUUUGUUAAUAGAGACAGCUCAUCAAAUUACACAUAUUUCUGAGACUAGGAUCAUUCUUAAGGCGUUUUUACCACAGGAUGAAGAUGCAAAGCUCGCAGAGGAGCUUGGAAUUCCUGAGAUCACUUCAGAAAUGGUUUCCGAUUUGAAUAGAAUCCCUCUAGACUCAACUCUGAAUAGUAUUCAAAGCAAGUUGGAUCUCAAACUCAAGGAGCUCAUAAUUGAUGAGGGAUCUUUAAUAUCCCGUCUCAAGAUCAUUAGAGAUUACCUAAUAUGUUUUAAUGGUGACUUUUCAGAUUUAUUAAUUAGAAAUAUGGAAAAUGAACUGGAUAAACCUUCAGAAUCUGUUUCUCUUCAAAAUCUCGAAGAAAUUUUUGAAAGUACUAAAAGAUCCUGUUCAAAAUUUGAUUUUCAAGACAAUUUUCAGGUUUCUUUAUUAGAUGAUCAGUUAUAUAAUAAACCAGGAAGUUGUGGAUGGGAUAUUUUUACUUUGGAUUUUCUUCUACCUGAAAGAACUAAUCUUUCUUUAAUUCUGACAACAAACCAAUUAAAGAGAUACAAAAGGAUCUUUAGAACCGUUUGGAAACUUAAACAUGUAAUACAUAAACUCAAUUCUACUUGGGUUCAACUCGUUAAAUAUCUCCGUCAAAACGAACUCUGCAUACCCUCAGACACCAUUGAUAUUUCUCUUCUCAGACAGUCCAGUUGUUUCAUUAGAAGUCUUAUUAUCACGCUGAACACUAUUCAAAACCUCCUUUCGUUCAGUUCCAUUAGCUAUCUUUGGUCAUCACUUGAAAACCUUCUCCCCAAAGCCUCCAAUGUCUACAAAAUGCAAGAUUUACACAACACUUACAUUUCUUAUAUAGAGUCUAACCUUUUUAUCUCUUCUUCCUCAUCCUCCUCCUCCUCCUCCUCCCCCUCCUCACAAGAACAGAAACUCACACAAGAUCUCUAUCUCUGUCUUGACCUUUUAUUUGAGUCAUCUCUCUUCCUUUGCAAAGUCAUCAAAACCAUACUAAACAAUUUGCUUAUUCAUGAAAAUGAUCACGAAAAUGAUUCGAGACAGAUGCAUUCUUUUGAGACGAAUAAUAUUAUUCUGUCUCUUGGAGACGAAAUCUAUGAAUCCAGCAAUAAUUUCAAGAAUUAUUUCAAAUCUUUCCAUACAAAUCUUAGUUUGUUAAUUCAGCUUAAACAUGAUUGUCUUCACUACAGCCCACUCCUUCAUUUCCAAAUCAAUCUUUUCGAGUCACUCCUGGAGCAGCUCACGCUUCAUUUUAAAUUCUUAGAUUAA
This is a messenger RNA of Cryptosporidium ubiquitum, 2829 nucleotides long. RefSeq names its product gamma tubulin complex protein 3. Gene Ontology annotation, molecular function: gamma-tubulin binding; microtubule minus-end binding. Bases 1 to 2829 code for a protein of 942 amino acids. Gene Ontology annotation, cellular component: centrosome; gamma-tubulin complex; equatorial microtubule organizing center. Gene Ontology annotation, biological process: cytoplasmic microtubule organization; meiotic cell cycle; microtubule nucleation. The transcript has a single exon. The record is from RefSeq and is a predicted model, not a curated record. Lineage: Eukaryota; Apicomplexa; Conoidasida; Eucoccidiorida; Cryptosporidiidae.